AGACUCCUUGUUCUGGCAAAUGAAAAGGCUAGAAUAUAUCUCAAAGCCCUACCCUCCUUUCCGUUCUUCUCCCCCCAGAAUUCCACCAUGCAAUAUUCUCAAAAACCCUGAAGACAACCGUGUAACCCUAAUCUAGAAAUGAACAAGUCCGCUUCCACACCCAAAUCAGAAUCAAAGCCAAAACCAAGUCACAACCCAACAAUGAGCAUCAACAACCGUGUAGAGAUAAUCGACCUUACCGACGAUGACACCGAUCUCCAGGAGGCGAUAAAGGCGUCUCUUCUCCUCCAAACCGGCCGUGCCCAGCAAAAGAGAACCAUCAUCGACCUCGAUGCCAACGACGAAAAUGAUGAACUCCAACCCCUCCAAUAUUCAUUAGCCUCCCGCAAGAAAACCCGGUUCGAAAUCGGCGAGUCUUCCGGUUCCAAGUCGUCCCCUUCCACCACCACUAUUACCUUCGUCUGCGAAAUCUGCAUCGAGACCAAACCCAACUCCGAGUCGUUCACCGUAAUGGGUUGCACCCACUCUUACUGCUCCGACUGCAUGGUCAAGUACGUACGCUCAAAGCUCGACCAGAACAUCACCCGCAUCUCCUGCCCCGUUUCGGAUUGCAGCAAGGGUGCAUUGGACCCAGAGCACUGCCGUCCGAUCCUGCCGCCGGAGGUGUUUGAUAAGUGGGGCAGUGCUCUCUGCGAGUCUGUUUUUAUAGCCUCCGAGAAAUUCUACUGUCCUUUCAAGGAUUGCUCGGCCCUUAUGAUUGACGAUGGCGGUGGCGCUAUUGCGGAGGCAGAAUGUCCCAACUGCAACAGACUGUUUUGUGCGCGGUGUAAGGUUCCGUGGCAUCCGGGGAUUGAGUGCUCCGAGUAUCAGAAACUGGACGAGGAUGAGAGAGGAAGAGAGGAUAUAAUGUUGAUGAAUCUUGCCGAGGACAGGAUGUGGGCGAGGUGUCCCAGUUGCAAGAUUUUUGUUGAGAAAACGAUGGGUUGCUCGACUAUGGUCUGCAGGUGUGGAUGCCGCUUCAUCUACAACCCAAUUACCAAUUUAAUUAACCCGGGCCUAAGGUCAAGCGGACAUUGGCGUCAUCUAAUCACUAGGAAUGGCAUUCUUAUCCGAACCAAUGGUUACCUGAAUCCAACCAACCCGUUUGGGACAACCAAUGGUUACUUGAAAUCCAACCAACCCGUAGGGGACAACCAGUGGUUACUUGAAUCCAACCAACCCGUUGGGGAGGAUGUUUACCCCAUCUUAUAACUGCGGCUUCGGUUUUCCUUUUAAAUUUCACAAAUAAGAAAAACUGGCUCCUUCGGUUUUAGUAUAUGAUAACCGCCCAGAAACCUGAACCGUAAUCGAAUCCGAAACCGAACCGCUAUAUAUUCACAAAAGUGC
Molecule: messenger RNA, 1386 nt
Organism: Rhododendron vialii
Lineage: Eukaryota; Viridiplantae; Streptophyta; Magnoliopsida; Ericales; Ericaceae
Product: E3 ubiquitin-protein ligase RSL1-like
Exons: 2
Coding region: 139-1251 (370 amino acids)
Biological process (GO): ubiquitin-dependent protein catabolic process; protein polyubiquitination; positive regulation of proteasomal ubiquitin-dependent protein catabolic process
Cellular component (GO): ubiquitin ligase complex; cytoplasm
Molecular function (GO): zinc ion binding; ubiquitin conjugating enzyme binding; ubiquitin protein ligase activity
Source: RefSeq, a predicted model, not a curated record